Molecule: messenger RNA, 3360 nt
Organism: Canariomyces notabilis
Lineage: Eukaryota; Fungi; Ascomycota; Sordariomycetes; Sordariales; Chaetomiaceae
Product: secretory pathway Sec39
Exons: 3
Coding region: 237-3092 (951 amino acids)
Biological process (GO): retrograde vesicle-mediated transport, Golgi to endoplasmic reticulum
Source: RefSeq, a predicted model, not a curated record
CCGACAAUGCGGGCCCGUUGCACCGUUGCAGGACCGUUAGACCACUCGGCUUUGCUUGGCAUGACCCACCCUGCACCGAAGGUGACAACCUGGAAUGAUUCCAACUCCCCUGCUGGAGACUUGGCCGCAUCGCUACACAGUACAGCAGCAUCAACAACCCGCCAUGAAUGAGGCAAGUCGCGUGUCGAGUUCUCGGUAACACCGCACCAUUAUCUUACCGGGGAGAUCUCGCGACAAUGGUACUGGUACUUUCACCGGCCAAGCUCGUGCUGCUGGCCGUCCACUUCGCUGCCCAAGCCGACGUCGCCAGCUUGGCUGCCCUCGCUGCUCACCAUGCUACAAUCCUUCGGAAGGACCUGCUGCUGCGCAUCCUUCUCACGUACCUGCCCGAGACGCUUCCGUCCGCUCAGUACGUGGGCUUUAUCCAACGUCUUGAAAGCGGCACUUUCCCGGACACGGCCAGCCACGAUGUCGACUGCUCGGUCGUCGAGAGCAUCCCCGAAGAAGAAGCUGCAAGAAAAGUCAGGAAGCUUCGACUGCUAUCUCUUGCGCUUAACGAAGCAGCUGGAGAGUCAAUAGAAGAUGUCGUUACUGCGUUUUUACUGCGUCGGUCAUACAAGGUUGACGAGGAGGCAGGGCUGCUCGACGAACUGCCCGGCCUGCUCAUGCCGUUUCUGGACCAUUCGCCGUGCAUUCGGACCAUGCUAGUUUCAACAUUACUACCACUCCUGAGGCGGAACUGCGAAUACUACCCCCAAAACCCCGUUGCGUACACACUCCAAGGGUUUCAGCAGCUGCCGGACCGUGUAGCCGUCAACCUCCUGCUGUCACAGACUGGAAUUGGCGAGGGCGGCCUUUCGCUCGUUGGAAGGGAUUUGAAGGGCCUAAUCGGACCGUGGCUGCUUGACGAGAGGAGGUGGAAUCGCGAGAAACAUAGUCCAGGCUCGACAGAAGACCCAACGCCAGGUAAUGAAAACGAGAAAGAUGACGGUGUCUGCCCUGGAUGGGACGAGCUCCUUCGAUGGCUCACAACGCAAGCGUGGCGAAAUUGGCGGGUGGCUGUAAAUGCAAUCCAGCAGUGGAAUGGCCCGACAGAUGUCGACCUUGGCGGCUGUGGAGUUAUGGAGCUCAGUGACAGUCAACGGGACCAUCUCGAGCAGAGCUAUGCAAGGGCGGCACUGGCAUGCGCAUAUCUCCUCCCAGAGGCGUCUCUUGAAGCUCUUGAUGGGGCGUAUAGCAUCAUUGCAAAAGUCUCCAAUAUGAAGGGUCUAGAACCCCUAUCCCCGCUGGCCUCAGCUCUCGCUCUCCUACCACCUCUCACCGAGCAGAUCUCAGAAGACAUUGCGUCGGUUAGAAAUGCGAACUAUAUGCGAAGCGACCUUAUUAGCACUUCUAAUGUUCUGACAACACCGACGAAUACAUCAACGACGUUCCUGCAAGCCCUUAUCCUGAGCGCCCACAUACUUACCAAAGCAGGCUGUCCCUGCACCGUGCGCAGAGCCGGAGAGCUGGCGAUGCUAAAGGAUGAGCGAGAACAAACGGCCGAGGUAACGAAGCUGAUCCAUGCUCUCAGUAACAACGGGCCCAAGACCGAGGACAAAUUCUGGAUCAAAGCGAGGAACGAAAUCCUGUGGCUGAGCGAUUGGGGGGGAGAAGAUAGUUGGGCUCAGGCAGAUGCCGCACCCCAGGGCAUCUUCAGCCAGGUGGAGCGAGACUUCUUGGAGGGCGAGAUAUUGAAGGCAUUGCUUGCCAAUACACGAUACACGCUCGCACGGUCCAUAUACGAAGACGCCGCAGAUCGCCCUUUGGACAAGGAUGUGUUGCAAGAAAUCGUUUACGCUACGGCCAUGACCGCCUACGACAACGCCUCGAACCCCAAUCGCACGCGCGGCGGUGUCAAGAGGUGCGAUGACAUAAUAAAAGCGUUCCCCAAGACCAUCGAAAAGACAAGUCCUGUCGCGAAGCGGAUUGAAGCUCUUCUUCAAGCCACCCAUGCCUUGAGUGACUACCGCCUUGUGCUUAAGCAAGGCGAGCCAUUUACGCCCGUCGUGCUGCGAGUACACACAGACCCGAUCUCCAUCAUUGGGAAGGUACUCGGGCAGAACCCUAAGAGUUACACGCAGAUUCAGACUCUCCUUGACAUUGGAGCUCGCAUGGUAGCAGCCGGCCUCACGCUGCCAGCUCGCGACAAGAUUCCUUACCACAGUCCCAUACCCCCGGAAGAAGAAGCUACUCAGCGCUCCGCCGCCGAAAGACGCAUCACAGCCAUGUGCAUCGAUGCUGCCUUGACAGAAGAUGAUUUUGAGACGGCCUACUCGUAUGUCGUCAAUCGCCUCUCUCCACUCAGCGCUACCCCCUUGCCGGCCACAGACGAUUACUCGUGGAAAGCCGCCUUGCAAGCAGGCAAAUACCGGCGUACCGCGCGUACUCUGCGCCCCACGCACGUGGGCACAGGCAGUGCCAACCCAGACGUUCGCCAUCUUGAACAACGCAUAGAAUGCCUUGCCACAGCGCUGCGCAUUGCUCCGUCCCCGACUCUGCAGGAGAUAAUAAACGCUUUUCGCCGUGCCGAAGAGGAGUUGGAUGCCGCUCUGCUGGCUGAGCAGCAGCAGGAGGAGGAGUGGGAUACGAGGGGCGAUAGCAUGCGCAGCAGUGGUGGUGUUGGUGGUAUGCCAGGGGCGUUUGGUACAAGUAAACAGUCCUCAAGUCUGUCAGCUAGUACCGCCUCAUCAUCGCCAUUACCAUCAUCCCGGCGGCAGAAGGCGGCGCCAGCCGAAGAAGCACCCAUGUCAUUAUUUGAUCUUAGCAGAGCUAGCGUGCUGUCAGCGCAACGCAACUUUUCUGCCCUGUCAGGCUUGCAGAGGACGGCUGGGUUUGGUGGACGGCUUAGCGGAGGGGAUGGAAGCGGUAGCGCAAGGAGUAGUCUUGAGCAGCAACCGCAGUCACCGACAUCGGCAAGCGGAGGGGAGGACACGAACAAACGAGUGCGCAAGAGGGACCAGUUGAGGGAGGCGGCCAUGGGUACACUUGUUUCAGGGGUUGGCUGGCUCGUCGGAGCGCCGCCCCCUACGCAUACGGCGGGAAGAGAAUAAAUGGAUGCAAAUUCGUGGUCUCGUUUGGACCAUCAUCCCGCUUCCCGCGUUCCUCAUCUCUAACAACGGGGCAGGAUCACCUGAAGGACUCUUGUAAAACCUUCGUACUUCGUAGUGACUCUUGGAGUAUCCCUGACGGCGGUUUCACAAGUCGUGAGAGAAGUACGGUACCACGUCAUCUGAAGAGAAGCUUGUAAUUGUACCUAUCCCAUCCUCAACAUGAACGCAGGCUGUCAAGGGAAGAAGGGGCUAUCAAGCAUCAAGCAAU